Molecule: messenger RNA, 8534 nt
Organism: Camponotus floridanus (Florida carpenter ant)
Lineage: Eukaryota; Metazoa; Arthropoda; Insecta; Hymenoptera; Formicidae
Gene: enok
Product: histone acetyltransferase KAT6B
Exons: 6
Coding region: 746-8023 (2425 amino acids)
Biological process (GO): nucleosome assembly; regulation of DNA-templated transcription
Cellular component (GO): nucleosome; MOZ/MORF histone acetyltransferase complex
Molecular function (GO): DNA binding; histone acetyltransferase activity
Source: RefSeq, a predicted model, not a curated record
AAUUUUGCGGGUAUCAACCGCUGACGCACCCGGAUCGUACGAAUACAUACGUACGCGCUAAUUUAAUCGUACAGUGUACACUAUUUGGUACGUAUGCCAUACGCGUGUACAUGUGCAGGAGCGAGAUUCCCGCCGUUUCCGCGUGUGCGUGGUAGUCGGACACGUCGGACGGAUCCCCGAUAUGACGCACGUGUGCUAGACCCGAGAGGAGUGUGUUGGUGCGCGAGCGGGACGCCGGGCCGGUGAUUGGUCGACGGGAAUGCGUGCCGCUACGGCGUUCCGUGUUUCGUGUUUCCGCCGGAGAGCGCGCAGUGCGCGCAGUGCGCUCCCCACCGCGUGUGCGCCGUAGUGUGUAACCCCCGCACGUCCGCCAUCUUUGUCAAGUGGGUAACUUUUGUUGAUUUGUGUGAAAUGUGACGCCGUUGUCGCGAGAUAAUUGGUGAUCGUGAUUACGUAUCCCAGUGCGUCGAUACCCGGUGGAUCUGUUUCCCGCGUCGUGUUGUGUGGAUUUAUCGAUGGGAUUGCCGUAUUCAGGGUCAGCGCAAUAGCCCGCGGUGAGAACGUGAGAAGAGACGCUGAAGGCUAGCAUCUAAGCUGAGAAACCGGAGAAUUCGCAGCAGGAUGUAAACAUCGCUGCCGAUUGUGACGUCGCCUAUCGGCAGGAGGAGGAGGAGGAAGCACUGGCCGUGACUUCGUCGUCGUCGUCGUCGCCGUCCGCGCCGUUCGCGCCGCUGACGGAGACGCGAUGGACGAGGUUGAGUCGCCCGAGACGUGGUCGGCCUGGUUUCUGGACGCGAUUCGAAAGAUCCGCAGCCAGAAACAGCGGCCGAGCGUCGAACGAAUAUGCCACGCCAUACGGCAGCAUCACAAUUAUCACGAGGAGGAGAUCGCCGAGCAUCUGGAGGUCGCCGUGAAGCGCGGCGAUGUGCUGAAAAUCUUCAACAAGGGCCAGUCCUCGUACAAGGACCCGGGCGGUUUGCAGUCCAAGACGCUCAAGGUUACCAAGUCGACGGACAUCAGCAAGGUCAUAGGCAAGGCUGUGCGCGAGCUCGGCGAGCGCGACGGCUCGAGCUUGAAGAACAUCGAAAAGUACAUCAGGCAAAGUCAUACCGUCGAGGAGGAGGCCGAGGGCGAUCUUAGGGUCGCGCUCAGGCUGUCCGCCAAGCGAGCGGUGGAACGAAACCUGGUAAUCCAGGAUGGCAAGCUCCUGCGACAACCCGACAGGCCGCCGUACGUCAAGAAGUUAACCGAUGCCGCUCAUGCGCCGCCCGCGGAGCCGCCCGCGCCCAAGAUGCCGGCGCCGCUACCGAUAUGCAAAGAGUGCCUCGGUGCCACGGUGGCUGGCAAUAACAACAACACCAAACGCAACGAAAAGCUGAGCAGGUGCAGCGUCUGUGGAGCAGCGUUGCACAAUUCUUGCGCGCCCCCGGAACUAUCGAUACUUGUUGAUCGAGGGAUAACUUGGUCCUGCGAUAACUGUUCGCCGAUCUGCGCCGGUUGUCAGUUGGAACGAGAAUCGCAGAAUUACCUUGUCAAAUGCUCCGGUUGCGUGAAUUGUUAUCAUCCCGCCUGUCUCGACCCCGUCCUCGAUAAGAAGAAUAAAAUGCCCUGGAAGUGUCGACACUGUCAAACGGCGCAUACGCCGGUAAACAAGGAUGAUGGUAAGCGGGGCAAGGCGCAGGAUGCGAAUUCGUCCGACGACACACCGAGCGUGAGGAAGAGGCUCAGCAAGUUACGCGAAAAUCGAAAAUCGAUGGUAUCCAGAAAAUGCUUGGCAAACGCAUAUCCCGGCAAAAAGAGCGGUACGGGAGUGGCUCAGGUGGACAGCAGCACGGACGGUAAUGCGGGUGUUGUCCCCCCUCGUCAACCACCUUUGACUUCCUUUCCUUUACCACAACCCCCCACCCCACUCGCAGGCCAGGGUAGGCUGCUCGAGGAAAAGAAUGACAGGAUCUCCAAGGAGAAGCAAAAGUUCUUUAGAUUGAGUGCGUUUAACGCUGAGCACAGUAAAUUGAAGCGGGUGGGGGGCGGUGAUAAAUCUAGGCCCUCGCGGAACGUUAGCGCUAGGUCAACUCGGGGUGCUACCGCGAAUUCGAAGAAAGUCGGAACGUCACGAAUGUCUAGCAACAAUAGCAGCAGCAGCAGCAGUAGCAGUAGUAGCGAAGCCGGUAAUAAUAGUAGCGAGAGUUCUGAGGGUAGCGACAGUAGCGAUGAGGAGCAGGAUGUAGACGAGGAGGAUAAUAGCUCGAGCGAGAGUAGCGAUUCCUCCUUGUUGGACGAAAGCCAGGAGAGGAGACUCGAAUCUCCCAAGGCAAAGGCACUAUUUAUGUGUGACUUAAAUGAGGACAAACCAUGGGGUUUUGCCGCCGCCGCCGCCAAGCUAAAUGUUGAGUCGCCAUUUUUUAGCGGUAUCACAAACACUUUUGGCGCACCUUUACCUAAACUUGAUGUGAGCGACACUCCGACUUUUGGCUUGCACAUACAACAACCCGCUGCUACCGCCAAUUCGUCGGAUAAUAAAAAGAAAGAUAAAAAUGUCGCACAAACAUCGGUUGGCUUUGCGAAUGCGGAUAACAAAGUCAAGCCCGGGAGUGGUCAAUUGAGGAGCCUUUUCGAUGGCUUGAGUCACUUUUUUUCAGCACCUGCAAACAGCAGGGCAAGAUCGGCUGGUGUACCGGCGCCAAAUUACGCGCCAGACCGGAGGAAAAGGCCUAAUACGAAUGAUACCUCUAAAACGAACAAAAUCCCAAGGAGCACGCAAAGAAACAAAUCGGAUGAUUUACCUAGCACGAGUAAACUCAAGGAUCGAAAAAAGACUGAAAUUCUCGCUGAGAUAUCGAGAGUACCGAAACCUGGUAUCUUUGUACCUUCCGACGAGAGCGUGUUCAACUCGCUUAGCGAAGAAAAAUUACCGAGGAUGACGCCUUCGGGUCUGGUGAAAACCGCGGUGAAUAGUAAAAGGCACGAGCAUGAGAGGAGAAAGUUGAUGCGAGAUGAUGCGUCAUCGCUCGUAAAAUGCGCCGCCGCGGAUUCGUCUUCACCGUCAGCGUCAUCGUCGAGACACGAGCAACAGCACCAGCAAUUGCGUAAGAAGCAAACUGCUGUGGAUCCAAAUAUGCAGAUACGCCACCCUGUGCCCGCCGUUGCGAAAUCCUUAGACCUCGGCUCCGAUUCCUCCGUCAAAUCAAAUCCCAACCUAAAAUCCACUCCACGAGCCUGUACUAGCGCCACCACUACCAACACCACCACGACACCCCGCGCGACACCCUGCUCCACCAGGAAGGAAGAACCAGUCGUACCGCAAACGUUGCCGCCAGGUGUUACGCAAAAGGACGUGGAUCUAAUCAAAGAAGCCCGUGAGAGAGCUCAGUUGACCGUUAGCAGCGACGAAAGCGAACAACCAUUGUGCGUCAAUACACCGAACGCGUCCGGCACCGCACCGCGCAAUCCCGCCGCAAUAGUAUUUGGUCGCUAUGAGGUAGAGACAUGGUAUUCGAGUCCGUUUCCUCAAGAAUAUGCGCGAUUGCCGAAGUUGUUCUUUUGCGAAUUCUGUCUUAAAUAUACGAAAAGUCGAGCCGUGUUGGAUAGGCAUAUGGACAAAUGUCAAUGGAGGCAUCCACCCGCUACCGAGAUUUAUAGGUGCAACGGAUUGUCUGUAUUCGAGAUCGAUGGUAACGUAAACAAGAUAUAUUGUCAAAAUUUGUGUCUGCUAGCAAAGUUAUUUUUGGAUCAUAAAACUCUCUAUUACGACGUAGAACCGUUUCUCUUCUACGCCAUGACGAAAAACGACAAAUAUGGUUGCCAUUUGAUCGGUUACUUCAGCAAGGAAAAACAUUGUCCGGCUCAGAGGUACAACGUGUCCUGUAUUAUGACGCUACCGCAAUAUCAGCGACAGGGUUUCGGCAGGUUUCUCAUAGAAUUCAGUUAUCUAUUGUCCAAAGUCGAGGGCAUACCGGGAACACCAGAGAAACCGCUCUCGGAUCUCGGUCGAGUAUCGUAUCAUUCUUUUUGGAAGAGUGUGGUGCUCGAAUACCUGGAUGCGCAUCGAAAUGCUGUUGACAUCAAACUCGGUGACAUUACAAAGAUGACUGGCGUAUCGGCGCAUGACAUCGCCACUGCGAUGCAACUGCUCGGAUUCAUAAGAUCGGUUCACUUGCCAGGCGACGGAAAUAUUAAUAAGGUAGCUGUGGUAGUCGAUUGGAGCAAGGUGGAUGCUCACAUGGCAAAAGUACGAAAAAGUUCUCGCAUCAAAUUAGACCCCGAUUGCCUCAGAUGGAUACCAUUGCUCACACAAAUUCCUAAUCCCUAUCAGAGCCCAGAAGAAAGCGGUUCGGAGAUAUCUCCUACGGUAGAGCCUAAGCCCGUGCCAGCGGUCGUCGAAAAGAUACAAAGAGUAAAAAUAAAGAAGAAACCCAGGGGGAGAAGAACGAGUCAGAGAAGAUUGACGCCUUUGAAACCGAAAACUUUGCAGAAGACUACAACAUCUCACAAGUAUGCGACCAAAGAGGAAAAGAAUAGUAAAGAUACAAAGGAAGUUAAGGUGACGAAAGAAUUGAGAGAGCCGAAGACAUCUGUAAGGGAAACCCGUAAUGCCGAAAGUGCGGAGAGUCGGAAAGACGCAGGAGCGGAAACUAAAAACGUGACAUCUACACCGAGAAAUUCGCGCACUGCUAGUUCAGCAAAAAAUACUCCAUCGACUCCACCGAAACCAGUGCAGAUAAUGACAAUGUCGAGGAGAAGGAUUAGACCACCCAAGACGCUUAUAUCCGAAUCGGUUAUUACUCCUUUGAGAAAACGAAAACAUUCCGAGAAGACUGAAAUCGAAGAAGAGAAGCUGGAAGUCAGCAGUAGAAAAAGGACGCGAGAAUCUCUGAGGGAAAAAGAAAAGGAGAAAGAGCGAGAAACGCAACGUGAGCGCGAAAAAGAAAAGGAGAAAGUGAAAGAAAAGGAUAAUAAAGUAAAGGAAAAAGAUUGUGCGAAAGAAACAUCGGUAGAAACAAGGAAGACACCUCCCAAAUUGGACUCGGCAGCUAGUCCACCCAAACCGGCGAAGAAGCAGUGUAAAGUGGACGAUAUUUUACUGAAGGUUACUAGCAGACAAACUAAAUAUUUGCAAGCGAAGGAAAAGAAAGCACUGGAGGAGACGAUACAAUGUAAUGGUAAAGAGGAAACGCGAGAUGUCAAGAACUUGCCAUUGUCCAGGCGGGGUAGAGGUAAAGCAACGGUGGAGGCUUUGAAAAUGCCACAACUUACGCCAGAAUCUCCGAGCGCGAAAAACCGAGCUGAGAGUCCUGUGAUACCACCCCCCUCGUUAUCUCCACCGCCUGAAUCCGUAAAAAAUUCUCCGCCUCGAAGUAAACAACCGUCUGUGCCCGAAUCACCUCCUGCAAAGCACUUUAGUAACGGAGAUAACAAAAGUGAAAACAUAGAAGACAACGGAUUGCCCGUUCCCACGGAAACGGAGGUGGUAUCUGCGAGUUCCGGCGAAUACGAGGGUGGCGAUGAGGAUGAAGGAGAGGAAGAAGAAACAGUCGCACCAACGCCUAAACUCGUGACGCAAUCAGCCUCACCUGAUACGGAAAACCCCGCGAAAGACUCAUGCGAGAAUGAAAAAACGGAUAAUAAGUUGCAGGAGAAGAACAACGAUGAAAGUUCAUCACAGAAAGCGGAAUCGGAUCCACCGCUAACAGUUGGCGACGAUCAGAUUGAAGAAACUUUAAACGAAUGUGAUAAAGACUUCGAAACUGACAAACGUCCUGUUUGCAGUCCGGAGACAUCGAAAUCAGUACCUGAACCAGUUGCUUCACCAAAAGAGGAAGAAGUCGAGAAAUCGGAGAAUAUACCAGAAAAGGAUAAUCGUGAUAGUCCUUCUAAAGAGAAGAUUGUUUGCGAAACGUCGAAAGACGUCGCAAAAAUCGAUUUGUCGCGACCGAAAGUAGAACCUUCCCCCGUGGAGAAAAAGGACACGUGCACUCUCGGUGCUAACACGGUGCUGACGUCAGAUACCGAACCGCUUACGUUGCAAGAGAAAAUAUUACCUACCGUGGAACAUCAGGAUACGACCUUACAAUUACAGAGUCAGGGAGAGGAGUUGAAACAGCACUCGCCCGAGAGCGGCAAGACAACACCGCAUCUGGAGAAUCCAGGUUCGGUGAAGAGAACACCACCGUCACAACCGGACUUGCCAUCUAUGGGAGUUUAUACGCCGGACUCUACAACUAAUUCCGUGCACUCGCUGCAUUACGGUCAAUGCGAUCUGGACGUUAGUCAAUUGGGCUUAGAAUCGCCCACUUCUAUAGCUAGUGAUCUCGCAUCGCAAAACAGUGUGGAAAGGCCGCCCAGCGCUUUACCAUCGAUUCCGCCACCUGUUAGCGUGCCUAUCUCGGUACCUAUGCAAAUCGCAACAUCGGUGACUUCAACACCAGUGCCACCGGUGAAUAUGCCGCCGCAGGUGCAGUACGCCACUGACUGUAGUUCAAUAUCGCAGCACACGCCGCCCGCGCAUCAUCCGGGGCUUCACUCGAUGCAUCAAUCGCAAUCUCUUCAACAACCGCGUACUCCGCAAUCGCACACUCCGCAGAGUAUACCGACGCAGAGUCCGCAGCCGCUUCCGCAGAGCCACACGCCGCAACCGUUGCCGCAAUCUCACACGCCGCAGAGUAUACCGACGCAGAGUCCGCAACCGCUGCCGCAGAGCCAUACGCCGCAGCCCUUGCCCCAAUCGCACACGCCGCAACCGAUGCAACUGUCGCUGACGCAGAAUCAAAAUAUGGCGCAUAGUCAGUCUCAGCAGACUCAAUCGCAACAACAGUCGCAGCAGCAGCAGCAGCAACAAUCUGCGCACCAACAACAGCAACAAUCGCAACAGCAACAGCAGCAGCAACAGCAGCAGCCACCGCAACAGUCUCAAUCGCAUAGCAAACGAGCUAGCGGUUCGCAAACCACUCACAGAUCCAGAUCGACACAGCAGAGUAGCAGGUCACAUCGGGCCACUCCGCCGACGUCUCACGCUACGCAAGCCUCCCAACAUAGUGCCGCGACGUCGCAGACCAGCCACAGCAGCAGUGUGACGCAUGUUGCGGUGCCGCAAUACCAACAGUCGCCAUCAUCGAUGAGCGUGCCACCGCAUCCACAUUCGCACACCCCGCAUGCCGCGCACUCGCACAACAUGGCUGUGAUUUCGCAGAGCAAUUACAUGGCGGUAGCGGGCUCGCAGGGCUUCCCUACGCAGAAUACCUACGUGAUCCAGCAUCGAAGCGGUCGUUCCGGCGCACCGACUCCUUGCACUACCGCUACCAACUUUUACAUACAAACCAGCGCGAUGCCGCCGCAUUCGCACACUCCAGCGCCGACGCCACUCUCCGCCUCCGGCGGCAGUCAUCAAACUACCAACUCGUGCAGCCUGGCCAAGCUGCAGCAACUGACAAAUGGUCUAGAUAUGAUAUCGCCCACGCCACCGCCGGCGAUGAACCUUACGCCUCCGCCGCCGAUCCCGCAUACCAUGACACCGCCGCAAACAUCGCGGCAGCUGCCAACGCCGCCUCAAGUGCCGCUUGGCUAUGCGAAGAAUUAUUACAACGUCAAUACUGUACCUCCCGGCACACCCGGACCACCCAGUCGAUCCGCCUCGCGAUCGUCAGCGAACGCCAAUAUGCCCUCGCUCACGCAGCCGUAUCCCAGCGAGAGUCUUUAUCGACAGACUCUCGAUCCAAGUGGCACCUGUCCGCAAAUGCAGAGCGCAGCAAGCCGUGUCAGCCCGAACGUUGCCCUCAACACGAAUCUCAUGGCAGCCGCUCAGUAUGGCUAUCGCGUGGCGCAACCGGCUACCGGUUAUAUGAACCAAGCGGCGCAACUCGGCGGCUUCAUGAAUCAAGCGAGCCAGCUGCCAGUCGGCGUGGUAAAUGUGCCGACAUAUCCGCAGGACCCGCAUCAACAGAAUCCGACGGCAGUCUACACUACGUACCACGGUUACAUCAACGGUGGUCUCAUGCAACCCCUCAACAGCACCAUGAGGCCACGCUAGCCGUCGCGCUCGUCGUCCCCCAUCGUUACGUCAAUCUCCUCCGACGUUCGACGGGCGAACAAAACUUCUUCACGCGACAAGUUAAUGCUCUCUUCGAUACGAUCGCCGAUGGGAAAUCGACCUUCUACCACCAUGUGAUCGACGCUGUGAACUCUUAUCUUCUCGAUCACUCGUUGCUUCUAUCGAUUCUGUCCGCCAGCCAGUCUGCUAUAACUCUUUUUCUCUUUAUUAUCUCUUUAUAUUCUUUAUAUUCUGCCUCGUUUGCAACUUUCUUUUGUCAAUUUAGGAAACAUGAAACCUCCAAAAGAGAAGGUACUCAUUUCUGAAAUUUACUGACAAGAAUGCUGCAUUGACAGUGAGUCAGUGCGGUGAUUUGCGAGAAAGCUAAAUACUUGAGUAGAAACAGAAUAGAAUAAAAACAUUCUGUUAGACGCAAUCUCUUUGUCAGAUUACAGAUACAAUUAUAUUUUAUUUUUUAUCGCAUCUUAAAAUAUAUUCGCGAAUAAAAUGU